Cydia pomonella (codling moth) is the source of this 12155-nucleotide messenger RNA. Its product is annotated as hemicentin-1. Lineage: Eukaryota; Metazoa; Arthropoda; Insecta; Lepidoptera; Tortricidae. Gene Ontology annotation, molecular function: protein binding. The coding region runs from base 3340 to 5919 and encodes 859 amino acids. The transcript is spliced from 21 exons. The record is from RefSeq and is a predicted model, not a curated record.
UAUAUUAACAAGAAUAAUAAUAAUAAAUAUAAAAAUUAAAGGAAAAUAAAAUUCAAUUAAAUGUCAUAGAAUUCUCGGAUGUCAUAAAAUGCAUUAAUUGAUAUGUUUCUUCAAACAAAAACGUCACUUUUGACACUGACAUAUCAGAUCCAUAUCGAAUAAGACCUAUAAUAUUUGAUUUAUUUUAAAAUUCGAAUCGAGCACCUUUUAAAAAAAUCUUGUAAAUUUUCCCAAAUUAUCAUAAACAAACUCGCAAAGCAAAUUAGAAAUAUUAAAAUUCAACUCACGAACAUAUCAUUUCAAAAUCAACUGCCUAUAAGAAUCGGUCAACAGGCAAAAGUACGUAUCCUCAAAUAUUGUGAUAAUGCGAGCAUUUGGGGUCAAGUGGUCUUUUCAUUCUUUUUUUCGUUCAAAUUGACGCUCAGCCACUUUGCGGCCUAAAUAAAUAUUUUUCUAUCGAGAAAACAGGUCCAUAUUAGAAUACAUCUCGUCUGUUUUGUUAUUUGCGUAAUGGCUGUUGUUACGCAAGGAAAGAAUGCAUUAAAAUUGAAAAAAGUAAUUCAAAUUCCCUGUUUUGAAAGCUGAGGGCCUACCGCGAAAUAUCUGCCUAUUAAAGAAAUUAAAUAAGAUAAAGAAAUUUCAAUUUUUGUUAUUCGGAAUAAAAUGUCGAUGUAAAUAUUUUUUUAAUACAGUUGAUCAAAAAGUGCUACUUUACGUAGCCGGUUAACGUGCGAAAAUUUGGAUAUCGCAAACUAGUGCUUUUUACUUUUCCACUUGUUCCAAUUCAUGACUACUUAUUGAUGAGUGUUAAUGUUAGUUUCCUUUAAAAGUCGUAAUCAACAUAAAAACCUACUGUUAAUGUGAAAAUAAUAAAUGUAAGCAUAUUUCAUAUUUUAUUACUUACCUCUUCAUCAUUAUAACACGUUUAUUUUUUAAUAUUGAAAAACCGUUCUUAAUAAGUUGUCUGAAUGGAACGGAAUAGCUGCCGAAACGCCUGUUAAAGCAGCGGCGUUUUUUUUUACCGCAAGAAUGUUUUAAGUUUCCAAAGGCAACAUUCGAUAUUGUUUUCAUACAAUUUAAAUAUACGAUACACAAAUAAUCGUAAAUAACGAUACUUAGGUAAUAAUAGUAUAAUAUUUUAUAUUUACAAUUGUUUCUGUCUUAAAGUAAAUGCAUAAAAAAAGUUCUCAUUGUUUUUCUUAUUUUUUCGCAACUGUAUUAAAAAACGUCGUUCGCUACACGUGCGGAAAUGUCAUUCUUCACUCGCCCCGAGUCUUGUCAUUCGCCUACGGCUCGUGGCAAGAUAUCUCGGUACUCGUGAAGUAAUGACAUACUUUCCGCACUAGCAACGAAAUGUACUAUUUCUCCACACCAACUGGUAAAGGCUCUGUUGAUUGUUAAAAAACUGAUAUAUGCAUGCAUUUUAUCCAAAUGCUAUGUUUUUUUAAUACAAUUUUGGUGUUUGACGAUCCUUUUGUGAGUUUCUUAUUAUUAAGUUUGACGUAUCUGUAAUAAUUGCAUCAAUAAAUUGCUCUGAUAUUUAGAUUCAGAUGAUAUUUGUAUAAAUUGACGAUUUAAAAGUGCUUGUUGCUGGCCUCUUUGAAUAAAGAAUAUAUUGAUAAUGUAGGGCAAAGUAAUUUGAUGCAUUUUGUGAGUAGUUCCCUUAGCUGUCUCCUUUUAAAUCUUGAAUCGGUUAAAAAAGCCAAUGACUGUUAUAAAGUAUUUAUUUUUUAUUUUUCUUAUGUUUUAUAUGAACUUGCAGUUCUUACCUCCCGGCGCAAAAAGGGGUGUUAUAAUUAUAACUGAUGCGCCAACAGCUUCAUUCGCUUCGCUUAAGAUUCAGACAAUCAGACCAAUUCGAACGCGCACUGUCAAAAUCAUUCAGUUGUCCUGCAUUUCGCUCGUAUUUAUCUGACGCGAGCGAGCCACACGUUAGCUAAAUGACAUCAUUCUGAUGUCAGUGCGCGUUUGAAUUGGCCUGUAGUUUAUUUCCCUCUCGCACUAUAGGGGCCACCCCCUAAAAUUAAAAAAAAAACAAUGGUUGCGGAAACCCGGAAAAAAGAAAAAAAAAAGAUAUUCAAUAAAAAAAAGAUAUUUAACGUUAUUUAUACACGUCCAAGCAGUGUUUUUUCAACCCUUAGUCAUUCUCGUCUUUUGUACAUUUUGUAUUGCAUUUUUGAUAUGUUUAUAUGACUGUAAAACAAAUCUCCGAGAGCUAAUAAUAUGUAUAGGUUUUUGGGUUAGGGCCUCAGGGGUUGGGUUGGGUUACUGAUCCAGUUUUACUAUGGGUCAAACCUCAUCACGAAAAAUAAUAUUGCAGUUUCAUACCUGCAAUAGAGAUUUCACAAUUACUUAGAUCUCGAUUUAUCUAUUGUUCCUAUGGGAAAACCAUUUUUUUAUUUAUAUGAUUCGUUCCAUAGUAAACGUUCAAUUGUGUAAGGGUUGAAAAACACCCAUAAUAUGAUUUUUUCGUAUUAUACAGACACAGGAGAUUCCUCAUUUAGGUAAAGUAAACUGCGAAAUUGCAUGGAGAAAUUAUGAAUGAAUUCAUUUAUAAAGUCGUCAUGUUUUGCGACUGAUGGUACUUACUUGGUUUUAUCAUCUUGACAAGCUUUGUUCAAUCAAUAACAAAAGUUAAUCUAGUUCCAGCCAAACGUUUCCUUUGAAGAAAUUCAUUUCAUUCAUCCUUAAGGAAUGUAAUGGUGUUUACUUCUCCCAUAUUUAGAAGAUAAACAUCACUUUUUUUACACUUCACACGGCCAACAUUAAAAAACUCAAAAUGGACAACCGCGUGAACAACAGCCCUUAUUCAAGUUCUAACGCUUUUACAAUGUGUGCGUGAAUCAUGCUAGUGUGUGUGCCUCUGCAGGUAUCGGACGGGAGGCUCCUCAGUUAGCUUCGGGCGUCCGAGCUUGGAGCAUGAAUGUGUCAAGCUGCGUCGCGUUUGAAAAUCGAACGCGAUUGGUCGAACGCACGACGAUUUAAAAAUUCGAAAUUCAAAAAUUUUUGACGGUUGAGUGCGCGAAUUGUGAAGUGUUAGUGACUUGAUCUAUAACUUGGAUGGGUGCGGAUGAAAAUUGAUGAGUGUUGCGUGAUAUUUAAUUUUUGUGACAGUUUAGUGACAAGUAUUGAUGUGUUCCAAGUGAUAUUAUGGAUGGAUGAAAUUUUGUGCGGUUCCACAGUAAAGGAAUAUCAGUAGAGGAUAUUGCUGUCAAGAGUAGACUGGCGUAUGUAAGUGCAAAGGGCUCCAGACGUUUUUACUAGCGUUGGUUGGCGUUUGGAUGGACAUGUAAUCGAGUGUAGUGUCAGUGCAGUGUAGUGAGUGAAUGCGUGAGUGCCAUGUGCGAGCGUCGGGCGCACGGCGCGCGAGUCGUCGCCUGGCUAGCUCUGAUGGUACUAGGAACGAAUGCCUUCGACACGGAGGAUUUUCUCAGCGAUCUUGAUAAACCAGUGCCAACAUCGGACGUGCAAGGCGUGCUGGGGAAGAAAGCAUCCCUCCCGUGCGACAUCGCACCGCUGCAGCAAAACGACGAAGUGGUCAUGGUGCUUUGGUUUAAGGAGAGCGGCGGGGAACCUUUAUACAGCUACGACAUCCGCGGCCGCACCGCCAACCAACCGAAGCUCUGGUCGUCCCCCUCGGUGUUCGGGAACCGCGCGUACUUCAGGGCGAGCGCGACGCCGGCGGUGCUGAUGGUCGACAACGUCAUAGCGGUGGACGCGGGACUGUAUCGAUGCAGGGUGGACUUCAAAAACUCACCCACCAGGAACCUGAAAGUUAACUUCACUGUUAUUAUACCUCCAAAUCGGCCCACGAUAUACGACUCCAAAAGAAGAGAUAGAACGAAGCUAGUGGAGCCGUACAAUGAAGGAUCAAAUGUGCAGCUAACCUGUGAAGUAGAAGGAGGCCGGCCAAGACCCUGGGUGACCUGGUACCUCGAGAACACAGUGAUCGACGACUCCUACGAGCAGCGUGGUGACGGCGUGACCGUCAACACGCUGACGUUCCCCAACGUGGGCCGGCAGCACCUGAACGCGCGGCUGGUCUGCCAGGCCGCUAAUACCAACUUGGCGCCGCCGCAGACUAAAGUGCUCAUAUUGGAUAUCAACUUGAAGCCAAUCACAGUGACGAUAAUAACGAAAGAAAAGCAAGUAUCGGCAGACAAAAGGUACGAGAUCGAGUGCAAGACGACAGGCUCGAGGCCUGAGGCCUCCGUGUCGUGGUGGAAGAACAACAGGCAGCUGAAGCGGAUGGCAAAAAACUUCUCAGAAAACAACGAAACACUAAGCGUCCUCAGUCUCGUACCGGCAGUAGAAGACGAUGGCAAGUACCUUAUGUGCCGGGCGGAAAACAAGCACAUUCCCGACUCGGCCAUCGAAGACAAAUGGAGGCUUAAUGUGCACUACGUUCCGAUAGUGGAUCUGAGGAUGGGCUCCAGUCUUAACCCGGACGAGAUAAAGGAGGGAGAUGACGUGUACUUCGAGUGCUCCGUGCGGGCUAACCCUAAAGUGCAUCGGCUAGUGUGGUUCCAUGAUAACACCGAGAUCCUCCACAACGAAGCUGACGGCAUCAUACUCAGCGCCCAGAGCUUGGUUCUCCAGAGGGUAACCAGGGCUGCGGCUGGCGAUUACACCUGCAUGGCCGCCAACAGCGAAGGGAAAGGCACUAGCAAUCCCGUGUCCUUGCUGGUCAGAUACGCUCCAGUAUGUGCCCAACAACGCGAUGGAGAACUCUUCGGAGCUUUGAAGCACGAAACCGUGUCCUUACACUGUUCCGUCGACGCCAACCCGGCUGUCACGUCGUUUCAUUGGACGUUCAACAAUUCGGGAGAGCAGACUGAUCUAGCGCCUAAGUUAUUCAACAGCAACGGCCACAAGUCAACGUUGAACUAUACUCCCACCACCGACAUGGAGUACGGCACGCUGAUGUGUUACGGGAAGAACUCAGUGGGCCAGCAGAAGGUGCCGUGCUCGUUCCAGCUGGUGGCGGCUGGCCGUCCAUUCCACCUGCAAAACUGCACGGUGGCGAACCAGAGCAUCGACUCCUUAUAUGUGGAGUGCGUCGAGAACUUCGAUGGUGGUCUUCCCCAGACCUUUCUCAUGGAGUUGCUGGAGCUGCCAUCUUUGAUUGUCCGCUACAAUGUGUCUACAAACCGAACACCCCCUUUCUUCGAGAUCAAAGGGCUGCCGCCCGGCGUCAGCUAUCGCAUCGACUUAUACGCGGUCAACGCAAAGGGUCGAAGCGACGUGUCAACAAUUGAAACUGUCACCCUGAAAGGACAAGCCAAGUAUACUGGUGAAAGCAACACGCUUGGUGUCUCACCAGUCUUAGCUUCUAUAGCGGCUAUGUCUGCGUUGCUGGCUACAGCGGUGUGUGGAGUGCUGGCGGUCCUGUAUAGGAAACAUGCUAAUAGACACCGAGGGUUACCGGCGAAACAUGCGCCGUUGAGCGAGGCAAUGUACAUGGAGCGCGCCGCGCACACCCCCACCCCCGUAAAAGAAGAGGAGUCGCGCGCGAGCAGCGCCGCGCCGCGCGGGGACGCGCGCGGGCCGCGCGGCGCGCUGCUGCGGGCGCCCGAUCCCAGGGAAGAUGACGCUGACCCUGAUAUCAUACCUUGUUUAUAUGAACGGAGGCCAGUCUCCAACGGCUACAUGAGCUUGCAGCGGCCUCCCUCGGCCUCCAAGAUGCCGAAGGUGGAAGAGAUCCGCGCGGACCCCGACGGGGCCUACUACGCGGACUUGAAGAAGAAGGAUUAUAGAAUACCUUUAACUAGUUCGUAUCAUAGUUUAGGACGAGUGAACAAAGGCGUGAACGCCUGCAGCCCAUCCUCGGCUACGGGCGUGACGUCAUCGCUUACGGCACACCGACUCCGGCCCGAGGUCGUCACGACGUCGCAUCGGGUGCAAGAAAGCUGUAUAUAAGUAGAUUAGGUUCGGGUAUGGCGCUUGGAAGAAAACAAUAUGAAUUAUAGUUGGUUCAGGAAGGUAAUCUUUGGGAACAGUCCCGAGGAAUUAUUUAGGAAAGAGUUCAAGAAGAUAUUCUAUGUCAUCUUGAUUGUUCAGACUCUCCUGACAGAUGGAAUAUUAAUGCGCAAUACAGCAAUAUCUCAGAUAAAUGUCACUAUCCUGUUUAUAGCCUUACGUCUAUGAUCGUGUGUCAUGUAACACAUUACGAGCACAGAUGAUAGAAUUGAAAUAUAUAUUAGACCUACAGCCAGGACAGCAGGAUAGUGGUAAUAUUUAGUCAUUUGGAGCCGGGGUCAACAUCGUACUAGCAUGAUACUGACAAGUCAGGUAAGAUUUAUUAUGAAAUUUUGCGGAGUAGAGUGAACUAAGUAACUGCACUGGCUUAUGCGAGAAAGCAAUAUGCUUCAGUUAACCUUUCGUAUGCGCCUGUCAAAAAAUUAAUUAAUUUAGCAACCGUGACAUCUUCAUGUUUAAGAUGAAUUUGGUUGAAUAUAUAUGGAGCUGAUCUACUCCUAAGCAUACCAAGGGUUAAGGGAAGGAAUAACAAUCAAAAUUGAAAUUUGUUAUUCUAAUAUCAAUCAUACUUACUGUUCUGUUGCAGCGAUCCGAAGUGGAUCUAGGCCUCCGACACCAAAUAAUGCUUCCCUUUCCAAAGCCGUUUCUGUCCAAUCGAUGGCGCCGAGUUCGCUAAGGUCUUUAUGCUAUGAUUUAGCCAACCAUGAUUUUAACUAAUACCCCGGCUCUAAUUAAGAUAGUGACUCUGCACAAAUAUCAGGAUAACGCGCAAAUAAUUUUAGAAUUUUGUAAUGUCUUGCUCAAUGGAUAUGAAUAUGGGAAUAAUCAUGUGUUAGCGCCAUUUCCCUUCAAAUUAAGCCUGCAGUCAGAUCUUGGAUAACACUAAGUAAUUAUUUACAAAAAACUGAAUAAAUUAUCUGUUAAGAAAAUCUACAAGUAACUAAAAAUCAAUAAAGUCUGGUAUCGCAACGCAGCGACCACGUAAUAUAUCCAGGCUAACGCAAAAAGUAAUAUUUUUUAUACAAGAGCGGUGAUUACAAAAGUUAUCGACUGACAAAAAACAAACGAAGCGCACAGAAGUUCUUUGUUUAACCUUGAGUAAAAAAGUUUUCUAAUUACCAAGACCAUAAAAUGUAAAACGGAUGUCAGUCAUGGUAAAUAAUAUGCUGAGUUUUUUGCCGGUCCUAUAUUGGGAUACCUUCCUACAAUUUAGCAGGGAUUUAAAUCUUUUCGGGUCAGAGAUAUAGGGCCGGCGUAGCUUUAUUUGACGUUCAUAAGCGCAUUGUAAUAUGCCUACUUGGAAAAUAAACUAUCUUUAAUCUUUAUGCAAGGAAAGAUGUUAAACAUCAAAAUUAUCCAUAUUAUUUUUAUUUUUAUCUUAUCUUUUAUUUUUAUCUCCGCCUUAUUUAGAAGUAUCUGUUUUCUAAUUACCGUGGCCAUAUAAAAUACAAGUAAAGAGUUAUCGUUAUUAUAAACCUAAGUAAAGAUUGCUAAAAAUGUUGAACAUCUCGGUUAUCUAUCUGACUGCAGUUCCCUCCGAUGUAAAUUCUCCGUAUUAAAUAAGUAUUUGACUGUGUUCCUUUAGAGCUCCUAUUGUAUGUAAUCUUUUACGAAUUUUGUGUACAAAUAAAUAGUUUAAGAGUGUGAUACGUUUCGUUUCGAUGCUAUUAUAGAACUUUUAUAUGAGGCCUAAGAACUUUGUAUUUUUUUUAGUCACUAUUAGCUCAACUGUAAUACCUAAGAGAUGUGAAAGGAAAACACCUCUUUUAUGUAACUUCAUUUCAUUAUCUUCUUGCCAUGUUCCAUUGUUUUGAUUUAUUUGUAAUCUCGAAUGUUAUCAAGCAAUUAAUGCCUAAAAAUAUAUGUGACGUUUUCAAUCAAAAGAUACUACUUUUAGCACGAAAUUUGCUUGUAUCUUCAUACGAAUAAAAUAUCAGAGUGUCAUUAUGGCAAGCGACAACACGGUACCUUUUACUUGACAACGACACAUAUCAAUAGUAUUAAUAUUUCUUAGAAGCGAAGUAUAUCGCUCCUUUGUUCAACUACAUCAUGCUAUAUGUGUCCAAAUAUGAAUAAAACUGGAAUUACUGUAUCAUAAUUAUAUGAUUUCCAUGAUGAAUUCACUGCCUCUAAACAUUUUAUUCAUUUUCCAGAGAAGAAGUAAAACGUAUGUCACAUUUACAUUUAAUUUAUUCCACGAAAUGUCUAGACAACGUAACAAUAAAUAAAAGAAUUUCUAACUACACACACGAAUUCACAAUCAAAUAAGAAAGCUUCUAAAGAAUAGACGUAUGAAAAAUGGACUAAAGAAUUCUCGAAGUUAGAGCCAUUCUUAGAAAUAACAAACAUAACACAUUAAAGUAACAAAUGAAUAACUUACAAAUGUUUCAAAAAGUUAAAAGAAAAACUAACAUAGUUAAAGAUAGGUAACACAGCGUAGGCGAUAAUAAAUUGGAUAAACAUUUAAUACCGGUCAAGGCUCCGUUACAGGGAAGGCCGAAAAAGUAAUUUAGUUUAACACCCUGCAGAUCGAUCUAGAAGAAGUUGUAGCGGGCCUCUAAAUGAGCGGAUUGUCUGAUAAAUAAAUUCUAUACUUGAAAAAUAAAUAUGGCCGCAGAUUUGCUACAAAAUUUGUUCGCUCUGUUUUUCUUUUGACAAUCUUUUAUUAAACCUAUAAAGCAAUUAUUUUAGCAAAUAGUUAUGAAGGUGCUCAACAAUUUACUUAUGGAACAUGUCGUGUUUACAAAUGAACACAUACUCGUAGCAAUUAGCAACAACCUGCAAAUCACGUUGAAGUAAACGAACAUUCCCUUUAUUAUAUAAAUUAUAAUUAUAGUAUUUGUCUUACAAGCCAGUCUCUUUUGUACGAAUUGCCGAAAUGAUAAGAUAGAUAGAUAGAAUGCGUUUUUAUUGGCAUACUUCAGUAAAAGAUACAGUUUAAAACAAAACAAUCGAUUAAUGAAGGAGGCUGACAACAGUUACUUACAGUUAGUAGUUACCUAUAGAUAUUAUUCUUUCUAAUUUAUUCAAUAGUAAUAAUGUCAAAUGGUUUUGAUCUACGUUUUUCCAUCAAAUUUCUAGUGCUAUAAUUCGCGCAUGCGAUGUAUUUUAUCAACAACCCCUUUAGUAGCCAGGUCUGCAGAGCCGUCUUGGUACAAAACUUUACCCGGAAGCCAAUUCGAACGUGCAUUUGACAUCAAAAUGAUGUUAUUUAGUAAAUAAAUAAUUAUCGCGACCAUUUCGCUCGAGACGCUCGGGCAAAUGAUAGUAAAAAGACAUAAUUUAGAUACCAUUUUAAUGCCAAAAUGUAAGUUUGAAUACAUUAAUUGGCCUCCCGCUUUUUGCCUAGCCCCACCAACGCCUUGACGGCCACACGCGAAGCGCCGUUAAAUCGAACGACAACAUUUAUCUACCAGUUAACUCAAUAUCCCAGUUAGCCUUGUUGUCUGUUGCCGCGCAGGUUAUAAGUUUCACACAUACAUUUUAAACGGGUGUAAAAAAUACACAUUCACUUUAAACGGAGUUUUAUGAGGUUUUAACUGACAAUGGGCAAAGUUAUCUAUUGUCAAACAGUAUUAAAAAGGGCGUGAAAAGUGACGUUUAUGGUAGAGUUAUGACUCGAGUUUAAUGCUGUAAUAUUUUCCCGUGAGAUUUUGAGAGUACAUAACAAUCUUUCAAUUGAAUGGGACUUACUGUAGCGUUUUGUGAUAGUUAAUUCAAAUUAUAUUAUACCAGGUGUUUCCUGUAACAAGAACUUUAAAACUAUAGGCUGUACUCCUCAAACUUACCAACAUUUGUUCAGCAACAUUUAAAAAUAACUUAUUUUUUAAUUUUUAUUACACAUUGAGGUUAAUUCUAAGACGCAAUGUAUUGCGAUUUUUUUAACGCUUAAAGCGUGACAAGCAUCGUCAAACACACUGAUGUUAGCGUACAUUGAAAAUAUUAUAAAAUCUGUAUGAAAAAGAUUAAAUCUAAAGAUUUUUAAAUUUUUAAAAGUUGUUAAUCAAAAGUUAUAUCGUUUUAGGAGUACAAUAUAUGGUUUAAUUAUUUGCUUGUGUUACAGGAAACACCCGGUAUAGGUAAUAUGUAACCAAAAAAAUCAUUCGGAACAACCAAUGCCUCGCGUGUUUAACAUAUUUGGUUUCGCGUUUUUGCGAGCUAUCUUAAUCUUAUUAUUAUGGUACUUAAGUAAUUUAAAAUAUUUCAAUUCUAAUCAUGACAAUAAAUACAAAUAGGUAAUUGCGAUCAAUAAUAUUUAUAUUCGUAAAAAACUUGUGUUUGUAGAUAAUAAUCUAGGCACGAGAAUUCUUUCGCUCAUUGACUAAUCAUUUAUUUAUUGUAGCUUUGAUUAUAAUAUUUGAAGAUAUACUUGCCAUAUAAUCACCGUUUAUGAAACUUAAGAAUUCUAUUACCCUAUUUAAUUUAACAUAAAUAAAGGUCUACAAUAUUACUUUUUAUUUUAUUAUUACAAAACAUCGAGAAUUAUCGAAUUGUACUACUUCCUUCAAUUUUGUAAAUAGUAACGUAACUGUUGUAAUAACUUUCGCUAUCGUUUCCAAAAAAUUGUAAAUAAAUAAGUAUUUGAAUGCCUAGUUUUAUCCGAACUAGAACGAUAAACAUGAUAACGCGACAAGAUACAGAACAUUGUCAUUGUCGCUGUCAUUGUCGCGUGUCGCGUUUUUCGUGGGUUUCAACUAUGUCAACUCAGGGAACUUAUUUAUUUUAAUUUUACCCACAUCAGAUAAUAAUAAAUAUUUAUGUUAGGUUAUAAGAAUAUUUUAAUUUUUAUCUUAAUUUAAAAAUAAACUAAUCAAAGAUUAAUUUUUAAAGUGUAUUUUUAAGUAAACUGGAUGAUAUGUUGUUCUUAGUAAAAAGAGACUUACUGUUAGUACAUAUUAAAGCAUUGUAAUUCUUCUGUAGUAAUACGUUCCCUUUUCUUUUCUAUGAGAACAACACAUUGUAAAUAUAAGGGUUCCGUUUUUUGCCAUUUGGCUACGGAACCCUAAAAAUCCUACUUUCCUACUUUGAUAAGAGAAUACCUUUGUAAUUUUACUUAAACUGCUGUGUGAGGAUUUGUACAAAAUAUUGAUUUAGAUGACCUCUUUUUACAAUAACACCUUACCGAUUAAUAGUACCUACUCGAUAAAAAAAUGACGUUACUUUGUAUUCUUUAUAACUCCACUAAUAAUUUUGUAUGGAUGUAAAUUUGUAAAUAAGUAUUAAAAUUGUAACGAAAUUAAAAUGUCUAGUCUAAUUUAGGUCUAAAGGUGCUAAGUACUGUAUAUUAUAAUUACCAGCACUCAUGACUUUCUACGGCAAUGAAAUGGUAAUUUAGCUUCCGUUCCGUUACUAAGAAAUGACCCGGAGGACAAUUCGAACUAAAAUUUUACCACCAAAAUUAUAUCAUCUCGUUAUUCGGUAUUACGUCUUGCUCGUACCAGUACUUGUAUGUAUUAACUAAAUUACAUUAAGAUAUCUAAAUGUACAGUCAAGGUAUUAAAUAUCGACACGGACAAAGUGACAAAAAUAUGUAUACAUUACUUUAAUGCAAUAAGGUCGUGUAUACAUAUUUUUGACACUUUGUCCUUGUCGAUAUUUAAUAAUUUGACUGUACGUUCGAAUUGAGCUGCCGUAACACAUUAAUUCGUAUAAUUUACCGUGGUAACACUGUUACCACGUCUUUUACUGGCCACGGUUAUUUAGUUACGGUGAAAUUUUACGGCCUCAAUUGCCGCUACCGUCCAUGUUAAUGUUUUUUUUGGAUCACUUGUUAUGCACAACACAAUUUAUAAAAAGUAACGAGCUUAUUUAUGCAAACAGUAACUCUAUAAUAUGCUUGAGUUCUGCACAGACUGAAUAACAGUUUGUCGAAAUGUGAUGACAAUUAAACGUCAAAUUAUUAUAAAAAUAUGACGUUUACAAUCGCGUUUACAAACUUCGUCUCCCCAAAGUGGCCGCCUAUACCUUAGCCGGACUCUACCUAGUUUUUUUAAGUGUCAUUUUAUUUUAGAUCAAAGCCCACCAUUACCAACCUAAUUACCAUGGCGUGUCCGUGAAAAGCCACGGAGUGACUUAGGUUAGCGUCAAUUGUCGGUCAUACUGAGUAUGACGAAGUAUUGUUGAAAGAGAUCGUUUCUUGUAAAUGUUUCCAAAUAAAAUGUCAAGCAUUUAUUAAA